Molecule: messenger RNA, 876 nt
Organism: Pistacia vera
Lineage: Eukaryota; Viridiplantae; Streptophyta; Magnoliopsida; Sapindales; Anacardiaceae
Exons: 2
Coding region: 1-876 (291 amino acids)
Source: RefSeq, a predicted model, not a curated record
AUGGCUAGAGUUCCUGGUAACAAUCUGUCAAACAAGAGUACAGAGAAGAUGCUUAACUGCUCAACUAGUGCUCACUCUUCGAUUUUCAGUUCUAGUCUUCAAGUCAUCACUCCAAAAUUGACCAGAGAUAAUUACCGAGACAAUUAUCAUUUUUGGAGGUCUCAAGUUCUCUCUAUAGUAGGAGCUCACGAUCUUGGAGAACACCUAACAGGUUUGAUUCCAUGUCCAGAACCUCUUAUUGCUUGUGAUGAUGAUUUGAAAGAGCUAAGCUCAAGUGAAAUUAAGGAAACCCUAGGAAAAGAGAAGAUUAAUCUGGAUCAAGUGUCGAAAUGCAAGUUUUCUACUAAUAUCUGGUUCACACUUGAAAACGAGUUCUUGGCUGAUUCUAAAGCCAGAGCUUUGAAUUUGAAAAACCUACUUCAAACCACACAAAAAGGCAAUCUGACUGUGAGUGAAUAUGUGAAGAAAAUGAAAGGAAUUGCUGAGAGUUUAUCGUCCAGUGGUCAGAUUGUUUCAGAUGAAGAAGUGUUACAGUAUGUCUUAGAUGGAUUAGGUCCAGAGUUUGAUGCGGUUGUCGUCAAUCUGACUUCUAGGAUUGAAUCCAAGUUUGAUUCAAUUACUUUACAAGAGGCUCAAUUCCUACUGCAGAAAUAUGAACUGAGACUUGAGAAAUUUAAUUCUCCUGACUUUCCAAAUUAUUCAGUCAAUGUGGCAUCACUCAAUCCAAACUUAACUAAGUCUCAGCUUCCUUGUCACAACUCAACGUUAGGACAUUUAAAUUCUGUUGAAGGUUCUUCUAGAAGUACUGGAUCUGGACUUUUUGGAUCAGUCAACCAUAAUGUUCUGCCACAGAAUGCUUUGUCUGUACCAUCAUAG